AUGAAGCAACUUCCAGCGAAUCAUUUGUUGUGGGUUCACUUUUGUUCGGGUUGCAGACAGACCCUGCGAAGCUGUUCUUGGGUCGUUGGAUUACAGUUAAGAGGACAGGAAAGUGCAAUUUUCUGCUUUUAAAACACAGAACGCGAACUAGCCAAGGUGGUCUUCUCUUCCUAUGAAACGACCACUGUGGCAGGUUUCUCUAAGAGCAUCAGUGUCAAACACAGAAGCUGUGGACGAUAAAUAGGAUGUCCUUGGACAACGUGAAUCAUCUACCUGACUUCUAAACUUGUUGCAUUUGCUCUAUAACUCCUCCGGGUGCGCGUUUCGGAUACUUUGUGCGUAACUGCGGAACCGCUAUUCAAAGUGGACUAUAACUGAUGAGCUGUGUGUAAAAACCUGCACUUUUACAUAAAUAUCCAUUUAUGAGGAGAUGUCCUUUCUGCGGGUGGCGGAUUUGUGAGAGCAAAACCUGCGUCAAUCGCACCGGGUCGCGCACAUUGGGUCAGCAUGGCAGCCGGAGUCGCCGCUUGGCUACCGUUUGCGCGCGCCGCGGCCAUAGGAUGGAUGCCCGUAGCGAGUGCCCCGAUGCCGCCGCCUCCACGGGAAAAGAGGCGAGGUCAGGACGGUCUGAUCAUCUUGAACGUCAGCGGCACAAGGUUUCAAACUUGGCGGAAUACUUUGGAGAGGUACCCCGACACCUUACUGGGAAGCACAGAGCGCGACUUCUUCUUCCACGAGGAGACCAACGAGUACUUUUUCGACCGCGACCCGGACAUUUUUAGGCACAUCCUCAACUUCUACCGAACCGGGAAGCUGCACUACCCUCGCCACGAGUGCAUCUCCGCCUAUGACGAGGAGCUGGCCUUCUUCGGCAUAAUUCCUGAGAUAAUAGGGGACUGCUGUUAUGAGGAGUACAAAGAUCGCAGGAGGGAGAACGCGGAGAGAAUUCAAGACGAUGAGGAGAACGAAAACAACAACGAUUUGGUGCUGCCGGAAAUGUCGUUCCGCGAGUCCAUGUGGCGCGCGUUUGAGAACCCGCACACGAGCACCAUGGCGCUUGUGUUUUAUUACGUCACGGGCUUUUUCAUCGCCGUCUCCGUUAUGGCCAACGUAGUGGAGACUGUCCCGUGCAUCAGCGGGCCAAACCGGGCGAAGGAGGUCUCGUGCGGGGAGCGCUACGCCCUCGCGUUCUUCUGCUUGGAUACGGCCUGCGUCAUGAUCUUCACCGUCGAGUACCUGCUGCGUCUUAUCGCUGCGCCCAGCAGGUACAAGUUCGUCAAAAGUGUCAUGAGCAUAAUUGACGUGGUGGCCAUCAUGCCUUACUACAUCGGCUUGGUUAUGACUGACAACGAGGACGUGAGCGGGGCCUUCGUCACCCUCAGGGUCUUCAGGGUCUUUCGGAUUUUCAAAUUUUCGCGGCACUCCGCGGGACUGCGCAUCCUGGGGUACACGCUCAAGAGCUGCGCGUCCGAGCUGGGCUUCCUGCUCUUCUCGCUCACCAUGGCCAUCAUCAUCUUCGCCACCGUCAUGUUCUACGCGGAGAAGAGCUCAUCCGCCAGCAAGUUCACCAGCAUACCGGCGGCUUUCUGGUACACCAUCGUCACCAUGACAACGCUGGGAUAUGGAGACAUGGUUCCUAAGACCAUCAUGGGAAAGAUCUUUGGCUCUGUUUGUUCUUUGAGUGGCGUGUUGGUGAUCGCUCUUCCCGUUCCCGUCAUUGUGUCCAAUUUCAGUCGGAUCUACCAUCAGAGUCAGCGCGCAGAGAAGCGUCGUGCCCAAAAGGCAUCAAAAGAGGCUGGCCAAGCUUUGGUAUGUAAGGCCAACCCCACUUUUGAUACCCAUCAUCACCAUCUUCUGCACUGCUUGGAGAAAACCACGAAUCAUGAGUUUGUGGAUGAGCAAACUUACGAGACAAACUGUAUGGAGGUUUCCCUAACAAAGCCGUCCAUGUCCCGUUCCUCCUCGCUGUCCUCCUCUCCACACGGCCUGUCCUCCUGCUGCACGCGCAGAAACAAGCGCAAAAGCUUCAAUGUCCCCAAUUACAACAUGGCCGGUGGCCGCAGGAACAGCAUACAGGAGCUCAGCACCAUCCACAUCAGAGAGAGACCAAUGAGCAACAGUUUGAUGGGAUCGGCAGAUAUUUGGGACGAAUAA
Sinocyclocheilus anshuiensis is the source of this 2154-nucleotide messenger RNA. RefSeq names its product potassium voltage-gated channel subfamily D member 2-like. Gene Ontology annotation, molecular function: A-type (transient outward) potassium channel activity; protein binding. The transcript is spliced from 6 exons. Gene Ontology annotation, cellular component: voltage-gated potassium channel complex; dendritic spine; neuronal cell body. Gene Ontology annotation, biological process: potassium ion transmembrane transport; protein homooligomerization; action potential. The record is from RefSeq and is a predicted model, not a curated record. Lineage: Eukaryota; Metazoa; Chordata; Actinopteri; Cypriniformes; Cyprinidae. Bases 508 to 2154 code for a protein of 548 amino acids.